AUGGAUCCUGAAAAGCAUUACGAAUACAAGGAUGAAGAGGUCGCCACCACAGGCGAUGUCAGUUUCGAAACUGCUUCAGCCGAAGAAAAUGCCCUUCACAUAGAGAUUCAGGGUAUCAAGCCAGUACCCGAAUCACAACGUACACACACUCGUAUUACCGAUAACUUCACCCUCUGGUUCUCCGUCAACACAACACUUGCCAAUCUUGCCAUUGGUGCUCUUGCCAUACCCGUCUUUGGUCUCGGUUUUUGGGACAGUUUCUCCGUUAUUUUGGUCUGCAAUAUCAUUGCUGUCGCUCCAGGUGCUUUCUUCGUAACAUUUGGACCAAGAUACGGAAUGAGGCAAAUGAUCAUUUCACGGUUCAGUUUCGGUAUUUAUGGAGGCAUGUUUGCAGCACUUGUCAACGUCGUUGUUUGUAUCGGCUGGUCCGUGAUCAACGCCAUUUUGGCUGCACAGUUAUUGACAUCUGUCAGCAAUGGCAAACUUCCUGUGUGGGCUGCUAUUAUCCUUCUUUCCUUCAUCACUGUUAUUAUCGCCGUAUUCGGAUAUCGCAUUGUCCAUCACUAUGAACGCUUCUCUUGGAUCCCUAUGUGGAUUAUCUUCUUUAUUAUCCUCGGUGAAGCUGCCCACCAUAUGACAAUCACACCCAUUACUGCAGUAGGUGCAACCGAAGCUGGUAACUGGUUGUCGUUUGCCGCAACUGUAGUUGGUUAUAACCCUGGCUGGGUCACUUGCGCUGCUGAUUAUUCUGUCAACCAGCCAGCUUCAUUUGAUCGACGUGUUGUCUUCAUUUUGGCUUUCCUCGGUUCUUUCAUUCCCUCUGUACUCCUUCAAACACUUGGUGUGGGUCUUACAACCGGAUUUGCCAGCAAUCCUUCAUGGGCAGCUGCAUGGGACGCCAAUUCCACUGGUGGUUUAGUUGGAGAGGUUCUUAGUCCUCUUGGUGCAUUCGGAAAGUUUCUUUUGGUUCUUUUGGCCCUUGGUAUCAUCGCAUGCAAUGUCCCCAACGGAUACAGUGUUGCCUUGUCUUUCCAAGUCAUCUCCUCGUCUUUGGUCAAGGUCCCACAAUGGACUUGGACGAUUCUCGGCUGCAUUGUUUACACCAUCAUUGCAUGCUUUGGUGCCGACCACUUUUCUGAUAUCCUGGAAAAUUUCUUGUUGAUUCUUGCUUACUACGUUGCUCCUUACGCUGUCGUCAUCCUCUUGGAACACAUUGUCUUCCGCAAGAAGGGCACUACUUAUAACCUUGAGGACUGGAAUGAUCAGAGCAAGCUCCCAAUCGGUGUUGCUGCUGUUGGUGCCGUUAUAAUUGGUUUUGGAUUCGCUUUGCUCGGUAUGAGCCAAGUUUGGCUCGUUGGCCCAAUUGCCAAAAAGAUUGGUGAUUACGGUGGUGACGUUGGCUUUGAAUUGGCUAUUGCCAUGUCAGCCUUGUCGUACCUUGCACUACGAUCCAUUGAGCGUCACUUUGUUGGCCGCUAAACACUGUAAUUUACUACCCUUCUGUAAUAUUUUCACCCCACCUUAUAGUAGUUUAAUUUUCAAAAUCAUUAUGCCCUCAGCCCG
Molecule: messenger RNA, 1563 nt
Organism: Umbelopsis ramanniana AG
Lineage: Eukaryota; Fungi; Mucoromycota; Umbelopsidomycetes; Umbelopsidales; Umbelopsidaceae
Exons: 4
Coding region: 1-1479 (492 amino acids)
Biological process (GO): transmembrane transport
Cellular component (GO): plasma membrane
Molecular function (GO): transmembrane transporter activity
Source: RefSeq, a predicted model, not a curated record